Paramecium sonneborni is the source of this 2545-nucleotide messenger RNA. The record is from the annotation of a GenBank genome assembly. Lineage: Eukaryota; Ciliophora; Oligohymenophorea; Peniculida; Parameciidae.
AUGGCUAAUAUUUUAUAAGUUUACGAAUAAUGUAUCAGCAAUCCAGAGAUCCUAAGACAUGGAGAUUAAUAUCUAUCAGAAUAUCUAAAGAAUACACCUAAUUUUAUACUUGAGUCAUUAAAAUUAAUAUUUGAUGUUAAUCAACAACAAAGAAAAUAUAUAGCUAUUUUAUUCAAGAAUGUAAUCUUAUUAAAUUGGUAAAAUCUAUAAUAACAAACUAAAUAAGACAUUUUAAAGGUAUUAAUAGAAGGUCUUUAACAAGAACUUUAAAUUCCAGUUUAAGAGAUCAUUGUAAAUUUUAAUAUUUAUAUAGACUAUAAUAAUCACAGAAGUAAUGAGAAGAGAUUCUGAAUAUCAAUAAUUAAUACCAUAAUUUUUACAAUUAUACACUAAUAAUCCUCACAUAAUAAAUACAUUAAUACAUAUUUAUUAAUAAUUAGAUGGAUAAAAUUUGAUAUCAUAUUGUGAAAUAAUUCUAUAGAAUCUGAUAUUGUAAUAAUCACCAACUCCUAAAAUAUACCAUUUAGUAUAUUUAGUUAUUAAAAUGUUUUCUCAUUGUGAACAAACUGAUGUUGAGUAAUUAAAAUAAUGCUUUGAUUCAACAUUUAUUCAAUGGAUGGAAAGAUUCUCAUAAGUUCUAUAGUAGUAAAAUUAAUUGGAAUCUUAGAUUUAUAUUAUGAAAGCAUUAAAUUUGAUAUUUAAAGAAAUGAAAACAUAUUCUAAACAAAUCAGAAAAGUAAUUUUACCUUAGAUGACAGCAUUUUUAGUAAGAUUAACAAACUCUAUGUAAUGCUUAGAAGGUAUUUUAUUUAAUUAUAAUAAUAGAAAUUAACUUUUUAGAUGAGUGUUAUGAAUAAGAACCAAACUAAGAGGUACUUUUAUUUUACACUUUAUAAAUGUUAAUGGAAUUAAAUAAUUAAUAGCUUUGCAACAGUACUAUUUAUAGUAGUUUACUAUAAAUAUUAAGUAUGCCAAUAAAAAAUAUUAAUAUGGAUCAUUUUAUAGUAGAAGAUGAUCCAACAGUUGUUGAAGCUGUUUUAAUGUUUUUUGAAUAAUAAUUAUCAAAUAAAAAAACACAUCAAAAUGCUAAAUAAUUAUUAUUAUAAUAUUUAUAAUAAAAAGUGGAGAUGGUUGGUUAAUAUGUGAUUAUAGCAUAAUUUUCAUCAGAUUUAUUUGAUCCAAAUUAAUAUUUUGUAAUAAUUGAUUAAUUAUUGAAACUUUAAAAUACUAAUCAAAAUUAAGUAUUUCAACUUUAAAAAUUAAUAGCUUUAACUAAUUUGUAUUUGUUAACUAAAGGAUAAGUUGAAAUAUUUACAUAAUUGUUUUAAUUACAUGUUCAAUAAUUCAAAUCUUAGCUUGGUUUAGUAAAUUUAUUCAAUAUUGGAAAAUUAUGUGCUCAUGCUAGCAAGAACUCAACAAUUGAUGAUUAAAGUUUUAAAUGUUUGGUAGAUUAAUCUAAUAUUUAAUUUCCAUCAAUAGAUUAAGAUACUGCACAUAUUUUAUUUGAUAGUGUCUUAUAGAUGUUAAAGUUAUGCAAAACCUUAUAAUUUCCAAUCUUAUAAAAUAUUUAUCAUUAUUGGACUAUUUAUCCUCAUGAUUCAUUAUUGGGUUAGAUAUUCUAUGAAUUAUUGGAAAUUCUUGUCACCUUAGAUCCAAUUUCAGUUUAAUAAACUUUUUCUUCCACAAAUGGAUUGAUUUGGUUAAAAGUUAAUACAAUCAUAGCAAAACAUUAACCAUAGUUAUUACUUAAUUUUAUACCUUAAAUAGCGCAAUAAUUAUUAGUUUUUAAUGAAUUUACACCUUAAGGAAUAAUGCUUUUGAAAACUCUAUUACAAUAUAAUACAAUAGAUUAGUAAACUUUAAAUACUAUCAUUUAAAUUUUAGAUAUUUAAUUAAAUACCUAAAAAGAACCAGAAUUAGAAGUUCUAACAGAGCAUGUUCAUGAUUUAUUGUUUGUUGUAUGGAAUAAGCAUAUGAAUAGAUAAAUAUCAAUUCAACUACUUAGUAAAAUUUUUUCAAAAAUAAUGCAUACUGAAAUACCCUCCACAAUUAAUGGAUUAACAACUAUUCUUUGUGCUAUAUAUUUAUAGCAUUAGAAUCAAUUCUUAUAAUGGCUUCAAUCUAAUUCUGAAAGUACUUAAUAAUUAUUUAGCAAAUGGCUUAGAUUUUCAUCUAUAUUACAAUAAAAAUCUUUACUAUCAUUAUAAAUAAAUGCUAUUUAUUAAUUUACCUAAUUACCAUAUUUUGAUUAAUUGUUUUAUGUUGAUCCAUUUAUUGACAAGGUUAUUCCAUUAAAAGCUAAAAUGAUGGAGUUUCUAAUCUCUAACCAAUAAUAAUCUGUAACAAAUUUAAUUAAACUUAGAAAACUAUAGCUCUUGAUGAAGAGGAUGAAUUUUAGGAUAUAGAUUCUAUUGAGACAGAAUUCGAAAAUGAUAUCACUGAAUGUCAUAAUCUCCUUAAACCUAUUUCCAUUUCAUUUGAACAUAUACAACAUUUAUCAAAAUAUUUAUCUAAGGAACAAUAACAACUUUUAAGGAAAUAAUGA